This is a messenger RNA of Calypte anna (Anna's hummingbird), 1036 nucleotides long. It is a transcript of the gene PRDX3, whose product is annotated as peroxiredoxin 3. The transcript has 7 exons. Gene Ontology annotation, cellular component: cytosol; mitochondrion. Gene Ontology annotation, biological process: hydrogen peroxide catabolic process; cell redox homeostasis; cellular response to stress. Gene Ontology annotation, molecular function: thioredoxin peroxidase activity. Lineage: Eukaryota; Metazoa; Chordata; Aves; Apodiformes; Trochilidae. The coding region runs from base 26 to 880 and encodes 284 amino acids. The record is from RefSeq and is a predicted model, not a curated record.
CCCGGAUCCCGCAGCCAUCCCCAUCAUGAGCCCCACAAAGAGCCUCACGGCCCCGCUCCCGGGCACAUCCCGCUGCCGGGCCCCGGGGAAUGGAGAAUGGAGGAUGCAGGAGGAGGAGCCCCGGGGCUGCCCCGUCCUUCCCCGCCCCGCCGGAGCUGAGCUCCUCCCGCUCAACAUGGCUGCCGCCCUGGGAAGGUUCCUGAGGAACGCGGUGCCCGCUGUUGGGAGGAGGCUGACGGAGCGGCCCCUGCCCUGUGCCCGCCGACAGUUCAGCCUCGGCUCCGCUCGGUUUGCUCCAGCGGUCACCCAGCACGCUCCGUUUUUUAAGGGAACGGCUGUCGUCAACGGAGAGUUCAAAGAACUGAGCCUGGAUGAUUUCAAGGGGAAGUAUUUGGUCCUCUUCUUCUACCCCUUGGACUUCACCUUUGUCUGCCCCACAGAAAUUGUGGCUUUCAGCAACAAAGCAAAUGAAUUCCAUGAUGCAAACUGUGAAGUUGUGGCAGUUUCUGUGGAUUCUCAUUUUUGUCACCUGGCCUGGAUAAACACACCACGAAAGAGUGGUGGUUUGGGCAAAAUGAAUAUUCCAGUUCUGUCAGACCUCACAAAACAGAUCUCCCGUGACUAUGGUGUGCUGCUAGAAGGACCUGGCAUAGCACUCAGGGGUCUCUUCAUCAUUGACCCCAAUGGGAUCAUCAAGCACCUGAGUGUCAACGACCUCCCCGUGGGUCGCAGCGUGGAAGAGACCCUGCGCCUGGUGAAAGCAUUCCAGUUUGUGGAAACACAUGGAGAGGUUUGCCCAGCAAACUGGACUCCAGACUCCCCUACAAUCAAACCGAGCCCAGAAGGUUCUAAAGAAUAUUUUGAGAAAGUACACACAUGAACACUCAAAUAUGUGGACAAAACUCGUAGUUGCCAAGCACGUGAAGACAUUAGGAAAGCAGCUGUGAUUAUGAAAAGAAUAACAAUAAUAAUAAUAAUAGUAAAGGUUAUUUUCUGAUGCUUAAAAAAGAAAAAUAAAUGUUGAAAUAUUUACUGA